This is a messenger RNA of Pomacea canaliculata, 650 nucleotides long. RefSeq names its product WAP four-disulfide core domain protein 2-like. Gene Ontology annotation, cellular component: extracellular region. The coding region runs from base 102 to 611 and encodes 169 amino acids. The record is from RefSeq and is a predicted model, not a curated record. Gene Ontology annotation, molecular function: peptidase inhibitor activity. The transcript is spliced from 6 exons. Lineage: Eukaryota; Metazoa; Mollusca; Gastropoda; Architaenioglossa; Ampullariidae.
CCGACAUCUGCUGCCCGUAUCUCCCCUGCAAGUAAAUAAGGUCCGCCAUCGGGAGUGCAAACAGCAGACGUCAGACGUCACGCGUUACCGGCGGCAUCAACAUGAGAGUAGUCGUCCUUCUGGCUGUGGCGGUGACCAUGACAUAUGCACAGGUCCCUGGGACAUACAGAAUCAUAUGUGCAUCAUCAGAUUGUUGGGGAUACUCCGUAUGUCGUAAAGUGCUGAACACAACUUCCGGCGAAAUCGUUCCCAUAUGUUUUGACCCCAUGCGCUAUCCCCCAACGGGCAACGAGCAAGUAUGUAGCGACGGUCAGCCAUUGUGGGUCAUCACGGGCACGGGAGACUACUCUCAGGCGUCGUGCGGGCGAGUGGUCAACAAGACCACGUGUCCCAGCAACUACAGGUGUGUCACUUCACCUGUCGACGUAUACGAUGUGUGCUGCCCCAAUUCUGACAAGGUUGGUGAGUGUCCAGAGACGCAUCCUGGCGAGGUCGGAGUCUGCGCAGACUUGUGUCAGUCAGACACAAACUGUCCACGUGACCUCAAGUGCUGCCCAAACGCUUGUGGUGCUCACACCUGCCAGACACCUGUACACAGUCUUUACCUGUGAACACACUGAAUGCGGUUUUGGCUAUGUUUGUCAAAUGAC